This is a messenger RNA of Dufourea novaeangliae, 3815 nucleotides long. It is a transcript of the gene Prp5, whose product is annotated as probable ATP-dependent RNA helicase DDX46. Gene Ontology annotation, cellular component: nucleus. The coding region runs from base 131 to 3232 and encodes 1033 amino acids. The record is from RefSeq and is a predicted model, not a curated record. Gene Ontology annotation, biological process: mRNA splicing, via spliceosome. Lineage: Eukaryota; Metazoa; Arthropoda; Insecta; Hymenoptera; Halictidae. Gene Ontology annotation, molecular function: RNA helicase activity; nucleic acid binding; ATP binding. The transcript has 7 exons.
GUAAACGAAAGCUGUUGCAUCGUGUAUUGCGAUAUAAAAUUAAGAGAGAAAGAGCGAUAUACAUGCGCCCGUGAUACAGGCGUCUAAUUGUAAAACGACAGUUAUUCGUGCUUGACUAGUAUUACUGGUCAUGGUUCGAAGUAGCGACAAGGAUAGACAUCACAGACGUCGGUCGAGGUCGAGAUCGAGAUCUCGGUCAGCCACACCGGAGAAAAAACGGCGGCGAUCUAGGAGCAGAGACAGGGACAGGGAUAGGGACAAGGGGCGACAUAGAGAAAGAAGAAGUCGUUCUAGAGAGAGAGACAGAGACAGGAGUGACAGAAGAGACCGGUCUGAAAGAGACAGAGAUCGUGACAGGAAAUGUGGAGACAGUAAAGAAAAGCGUCUUACAGGCUCAAAGUCUUCACGUUCAGGCAAAGAUCGUUCGAAUAGAUCAAGAUCAAGAGAGCGCAAAGAGAAGGAAAAGGGUGACAGCGAUGAAUUGCCAUUUGAUCAUACUAAAUUGGACAAGGAGGAGGAACAGAAAAGAUUAGAACUGGAAAUGCAAAAGAGAAGAGAAAGAAUAGAAAGGUGGCGGGCGGAAAGAAAAAAGAAAGAGCUGGAGGCAACCAAGAAAGAUGGUAAGGCAUCCAUUUUAGCAAACCUUCAGCUACCUAUGAAAAAAUGGUCCCUCGAAGAUGACAGUGACGAAGAGACUCCUGUUGUUCACAAUUGCAACAAGGAAGUCAAAGAAGAAGGGGAUAAUAAAGAAGAAGUUGAGGAAAUUAAGGAAGAAGCUAAGGAUGAGGAAGAGGAAGUUGAUCCUUUGGAUGCUUUCAUGGCAGAGGUUCAAGAAGAAGUUCGAAAGGUGAAUAAACUCGACAAUAAAGGUUCAAAGAAUGCAAAUAAUGGUACAAGUACAGGAUGUACUCAGAGUGGAGGCGUUGUUAUAGUAACAGGUGUAGCCAAAAAGAAAGUACAGAAACAGAAAGGAGAAUUAAUAGAACAGAAUCAAGAUGGUCUAGAAUAUUCUAGUGAAGAGGAAGGAGAAAAUUUGCACGAAACUGCUGCCGGUAUCGCAAACAAACAAAAACGGGAGCUAGCCAAAGUAGAUCAUGCGACGACCGAGUAUCAACCAUUUAGAAAAUCAUUUUACGUUGAAGUACCUGAAAUUGCGAGAAUGACAUCGGAAGAAGUGGAUGCAUAUAAAGAAGAACUGGAAGGUAUCCGCGUGAAAGGAAAGGGUUGCCCCAAACCAAUCAAAUCAUGGGCUCAAUGUGGCGUGACGAAGAAAGAAUUAGAAGUGUUGAAGAAACUAGGUUAUGAGAAGCCGACACCUAUUCAAUGUCAAGCCAUUCCGGCGAUCAUGUCUGGUCGCGAUUUAAUAGGCAUAGCAAAGACCGGAAGUGGAAAAACGUUAGCCUUUUUACUACCAAUGUUUAGACAUAUACUUGAUCAGCCUCCACUAGCAGAUGGUGACGGUCCAAUUGCGUUAAUUAUGACGCCCACUAGAGAAUUAUGUAUGCAGAUUGGCAGAGACUCGAAGAAGUUCACGAAGUCUCUAGGUUUGUCACAUGUCUGCGUCUAUGGUGGAACCGGUAUAUCCGAACAAAUAGCAGAAUUGAAGAGAGGUGCUGAAAUAAUUGUUUGCACACCUGGCAGAAUGAUCGAUAUGCUUGCAGCGAACAGUGGCAGGGUGACGAAUUUACGUAGAGUGACCUACGUAGUGCUCGACGAGGCGGAUAGAAUGUUCGACAUGGGUUUCGAGCCUCAGGUGAUGAGGAUCAUGGAGAACGUUCGACCGGAUCGACAAACUGUACUUUUCAGCGCGACAUUCCCUAGACAAAUGGAAGCUCUGGCUAGAAGAAUUUUGACUAGACCCGUGGAAGUUCAGGUUGGAGGACGAUCGAUUGUUUGCAAGGAUGUCGAGCAGCACGUGAUAGUCCUUGAAGAGGAUCAGAAGUUCUACAAGCUAUUAGAGAUACUUGGACAUUAUCAAGACAAAGGUUCCAUCAUAAUAUUCGUCGAUAAGCAGGAGAACGCUGACACUCUACUGAAGGAUCUUAUGAAAGCUUCCUACUCUUGUAUGUCCCUGCAUGGCGGAAUUGAUCAAUGUGACAGGGAUUCGACUAUAUUGGAUUUCAAAGCUGGUAGAACGAAACUGUUGGUUGCCACUUCUGUCGCCGCAAGAGGUCUAGACGUGAAGCAUCUAGUGCUCGUGGUAAACUACGAUUGUCCGAAUCAUUACGAGGAUUACGUGCACAGGUGUGGGAGAACGGGAAGAGCUGGAAAUAAAGGAUACGCAUACACGUUCAUCACAUCGGAACAGGAACGCUAUGCCGGCGAUAUUCUUCGUGCACACGAAUUGGCCAGUGUUGUUGUUCCAGAACCAUUGCGUCAGCUUUGGGAAGGUUACAAAGCCAGACAAGCCGCGGAUGGUAAGAAGGUUCACACAGGAGGUGGUUUCAGCGGUAAAGGAUUCAAAUUCGACGAAUCGGAGGCGGCAUUGGCGAACGAGAAGAAGAAGUUCCAGAAAGCAGCGUUGGGACUGCAGGAUUCCGACGAUGAGGAUAUAGAAAACGACAUAGAUCAACAGAUAGAGAGCAUGUUAGCACCAAAGAGAACCGUACGGGAGAUAGCCAGGCCGUCCGCUACUAAUAUCGCUGUUCCUGGCCAACCUGUACCCAGCGCUACCGAUAAAUUAGAACUGGCCCGACGAUUGGCGUCCAAGAUCAACAUAGCCAAGAACUUGGGCGCUGAGGCGAAGGGCGCGACUCAACAGGCCGCCGAAGCUAUCCUCAAGGGAGCUGGACCUACCAAUCUCAUUACAGCGAAAACGGUCGCCGAACAGCUGGCUGCGAAGUUGAACACCAAGUUGAACUACCAGCCGCGGGAGGAAGACCUUGUGGAGAGCGAUGCUGAGGCCGGUGAACAGACCUUCCGCAAAUACGAGGAAGAAUUAGAGAUCAACGACUUCCCGCAGCAGGCCAGAUGGCGAGUCACCAGCAAAGAAGCAUUGGCGCAGAUCUCGGAGUACUCCGAGGCUGGUCUUACCGUUAGAGGAACUUACAUAGCACCUGGCAAGGCUCCGCCAGAAGGGGAAAGGAAGUUAUACCUCGCAAUCGAGUCCACCAGCGAACUAGCGGUCAGCAAGGCCAAGGCUGAGGUCUCGCGACUGAUCAAGGAAGAGCUGAUCAAGUUACAAGCAUCGGGCGCGCACACUGCAUCCCGCGGUCGAUACAAAGUGUUGUAAAAGAACUUACAUUUCCGUUGUACAUGGUAUCUUACGCACUACAGUACUCUGAUUUUCACUGAACUGCGUACGAGUAAAAUUAGAGAUUUAUUAUUAAACUUACAAAUGACUAUACAAAACACUUUCUAUUUAACGGUACAAUAACGAAGUAUACUUAACGCUUACGGAAGUAUCGAUCCUGCCAAUAAUCUUUCUACGAGCGAUCCGAAAUUUUCCCGCGAACUAACCCUGUCUGCGACGAUUCGGGUUAUCGGGAUCGAUAAAGGUUAUUCCGCUCUGUGUUCAGCACCGUGAAAUUUCAAACAAAGCCGCCGGGAGUAUUUUCGAUCGACUAUCUGCGAAGAAUACAGCGGGAGACACGGCGGACACGUUGUUUGGUAACCAUAAGUUAGGAGGGACUUUAUUUACAAACCCAGCGUGACCACUCGAAAGUAGACGAGCGAUCAUCCUUUUUUUUUUUGUACACGUUCCACCUGCUCCCAUUUCUUUGGCAAUAUGAAAACAUCGACGAAAAUACAAUAUUAUAUUCUUUCCAUGUAUAUUACGUAGGCACUAGAAGAAUCACAGUCAUGAAAUCGGCGUC